Molecule: messenger RNA, 2135 nt
Organism: Dothidotthia symphoricarpi CBS 119687
Lineage: Eukaryota; Fungi; Ascomycota; Dothideomycetes; Pleosporales; Dothidotthiaceae
Exons: 3
Coding region: 1-2073 (690 amino acids)
Source: RefSeq, a predicted model, not a curated record
AUGGAUGCCAGCAAGAGACCGCAUAUGGUGAUUGGCAUUGAUUUGGGCAUGACCUGCACAGGAGUGUCUUACUGCAAUCUGUCUAUCGGCAACGAAACCGUCCGUUGGGUUCAGAAAUGGCCCGGUCGCUUUCAGGCCAACGAAAACAAAGUACCCACUGUGAUCGUCUAUCCUACCGGCAGUCGUGAGCCUUCGUCAUGGGGCUUUCUCAGCGAGACUAAAGCGGAAACCGGUGCUCAAGACAAGGAGUACAAGGAGUGGUUCAAAACUUACUUAGAUCCCGGAACUUUACGGGAGAGGCAGCUGGAAGAUCCCGAAGGCGCGCCUGAAAGCUUGAAAGAGGUGCAGCAAUGGUAUGGCGAUUAUCUACGAAAACUUUACGAGUACCUAGCUAUCAAGCUGGGUGGUGAGCUUUCGGGAGUAGGAUGGAAAGACGCCAAUAUCGAAUUCAGUUUCAGUGUCCCGACGACAUGGGCGCCUGUUCCCACUGUGGAGAAUUUCAAGAGAAUCGUGAAGGAGGCGGGGUUCGGCUGCUACCCAGAGCAUACUGUCACUGUCGGCCUCACAGAGGCUGAGGCUGCGGCGGUUCACGUAUCUACUGAAGCACCAGGUAUAUUCCGUGAGAACGACAUCCUCCUUGUAUGCGAUGCUGGAGGCGGGACCACUGAUUUGAGCGUGCUGAGAGUGACGGGGACUGUGUCUCGAGCAGUCAGUCUUCAGCAGCUGGACGUCGUGUUUGGCGAGACCAUCGGAUCAGCAGCCAUAGACUACGAGUUCGAGAAACUAGUCACACACCGCUUGACAAUGGCGCACACCACUGCACCCCUGCCCGUUGAUCCCGCCGAUGCAGCAUGGGAAAUGAUGAAGAGCCGAGAUUUCCAAGCCGUCAAGUGCGAAUAUGGCUCUCCAGACGAUACACCGCUCUUCUCCAUCUCUAUACCACACGUGCCACACACAUAUAACAACACAAAUCCCAAAAUACGGAUCCGGAACGGGGAAAUGACAUUCGACCGCAUGGACCUGCAACACCUCUUCGACAGGCAAAUCGCAAAGCUGUUCAGGCUGAUCGACUCACAGCUAGAGAGCUUGUACCAAAAGUUCCCCGACGAGCAGGUAGCACAUCUCAUCCUCAGCGGCGGCCUGGGAAACAGUGCAUACGUGCAGUCUCAGCUGCGGAUGCAUUACGCGCAGACUGACAUUCCUAACGCACGCUCAAUCGCCGUACGCAUAGCGCCUGACCCCCAACUCGCCGUCUGCAAAGGCCUUGUUUCAGACCGCGUCCGCAAGCUUCUCACCUCUCGCUCUGUCCUGGGCUGGCGCUGUUGUCGCGCGUCGUACGGCACGAUAUGCAAGAUCAUGUACGACAAACAAAACCCAGAACAUCGAGGACUUCAAGCCGUACGCGAUCCUCUGAAUGGGAGAUUGUACCUUACCCACGCCAUAGCUUGGUUUGUCAAGAAGGGGGAGCCAGUCAGCAUCGACAGUCCGAUCGUGCAUCGCUUCGUCAAGAACAUCGACCACGGCGACCCAAGGCGGGCGUUCCCAACAAGUGUGAUAGAGAGCGAUCUAGACGCAAACGAGCUACCGGACCAAAUGAACCGAAGUACACGCAUACUCUGCGAGAUAAGCUCCGACCUCUCCACCGCCGACGAGCGGCGCUUCGUCGAAAAGAACAAACACUUCUGGUCGCUGAAAAAACACUACUUCCGCAUUGAAUACGCUAUUCGCGUCCUCAUCGGCCCGGCAGAUAUCCGCUUCGAGCUGUGGUUCAACGACCAGAAACUCAGCCGCGAUCAGUCUAUCAGGGUGGAUUGGGCGCCAGUCCAGCCGCCAGGCAAAACACCUGAUGUGGACCGUAAGCUGGAUUUGAGGACUUAUGGGCGAGUCGAGUUGCCGGACACGCUGCCUGCGCAUACGAGCGGUGCAACGAAUGGUGGUGAAGGGGGUGGGAAGAUGGAGAGGACUGGGACAUCGAUCAUGAGUCAGGAGGUCAAUACGGAUAAUGAGAGGGGAAGGAAGAGAGGUAUGGGCGGGAUCUUGGGUAGGUCACGGGAAGGCAAAUGGUCUUUUUGAAUAGUAAUGAUUCGCUGCACUAUACACUGGUCUCCGUCAUGGAGGAUUUAUAACUUCCCCCC